ACUACUCCACCAAACCUCAAAACACUUCCAUUUCCAGUUAAUAUUGAUUUUACAGAGAUCGAUCGAUCGAGAGAUUCAAAGAUGAUGAUGAUGAAGAUGAAGCUUACUUUCUUCACUAUCUCCCUCCUCACUCUCUCCAUAUCAUCAACAUCUUCAAAAACCUGUCCAUUAGACCUAACCUACAUCGAUCAAAUCCCAUGGCCAACUUCCGAUUGCCACAAACUUCAAUCCUCCUUCAACACUCCCGCCAACACAACUCAAUGCUGUCAAACUCUCCUCUCUCUAAUCGGAAUCGCCUUCGCUCAAUACCUAAAAACCUCCUCACAAUUCCAAUUACCAGAUCUCCAAACCUCAACUUCCUGCCUCGACGAUUUCCAAUCAAAACUCGACUCUCCAUCUCUCUCCCUCCCUCCAAAUCUAACCUCCCUAUGUUUCGAUCCACUCCAAUUCGUAAUCUCCCCAAACAUGUGCGCAAAAAUCGAAUCCACCAAAGACUGGAUCUCAACUCUAGGUCAAUCAACUCAACUCGAUACAGCAUGUAAACCAGACCUAACAGAUCUAACCUCCUGUGAUGCUUGCGUUGUCGCCGGAUUUACCGUUUUGAAAAACCUAAUCGCUAUAGACGGUAACACUUCUCAUUCUAUCAAAUGUUUUUACUUCACGAUUGUUUACGCUGCUGGAAUUAUUAAUGAAUUUGGACCUCAAAGCAAUGGAGCGAUUUCUUGUAUUUUUGGAUUAUCUCUUGAUUAUAGAUCUGGAUCUUCGAAUAAACAUGCUAGGCUUGUUUAUAGUUUGACUGGAGUUGGAGUUGCUUUGUUAGUUAUGUCUGGUUUUGUUUGUAUGUAUUUUGUUUGGGAUAAGAAGGUUAAGAGAUUGAAGAAGAAGAAGAAGGUUAUUAUGGAUGAAAAUGAUGAAGAGAAUUCUAGGGUUAGGGUUAGACCUAAUACAGGUUCAAUCUGGUUUAAAAUUGAUGAACUUAAGAAAGCAACUGAUGGUUUUUCUCAGAAGAAUUUCAUUGGUAGAGGUGGAUUUGGACUUGUUUAUAAGGGAAUUCUUUCAGAUGGAUCGACUGUUGCUGUUAAGAAAGUAAUCGAAUCGGAUUUUGAAAGAAACGAUGAUUUCUGUAAUGAAGUUGAGAUCAUAAGUAAUUUGAAACACAGGAAUUUAGUCCCACUUCGAGGCUGCUGUGUUACUGGCGAAGAAAACUCUGAUUACGACGAGAGAGGUAGCGAACGGUUCUUGGUUUACGAUUACAUGGUAAAUGGAAACCUCGACGAUCAUCUAUUCCCGUCUGAAACACACAGUGGAAUCAGAAAACCUCAAUUAACAUGGCCUCAAAGGAAGAACAUUAUAUUAGAUGUUGCUAAAGGUUUAGCUUACCUUCACUAUGGAGUAAAACCCGCGAUUUAUCAUCGCGAUAUAAAAGCCACAAACAUACUUCUCGACGUUUCAAUGAGGGCUAGAGUAGCUGAUUUCGGUUUAGCGAAGCAAAGCCGAGAAGGUCAGUCUCAUCUAACCACGAGAGUAGCGGGCACCCACGGUUACCUUGCCCCCGAAUACGCACUCUAUGGGCAGCUGACUGAAAAGAGCGACGUUUAUAGUUUCGGAGUGGUGGUACUUGAAAUAAUGUGUGGGAGAAGGGCUCUUGAUUUCUCGGGCUCAAAUUUGUUCUUAAUAACUGAUUGGGUUUGGUCUAUGGUGAAGGCGGGAAAAGUAGUUGAUUCUUUGGACGGUUUUCUGUUGAGGGAAAAUGAGAAUGGGGCAAGUUUUUCGAAUCCGAAAGCGAUCAUGGAGAGGUUUGUUCUUGUUGGGAUUUUAUGUUCUCAUGUUAUGGUAGCGUUGAGACCGACUAUUAUGGAAGCGAUUAAGAUGUUGGAAGGAGAUAUCGAGGUGCCUUUGAUACCCGAUAGGCCGAUGCCUUUGGGAUAUCCUGGUUUUCACGGAGAUGGUGCUAUGAAUUUUAGCAUUUCGUCUGCAUUGAGUGGACCUCAAUUGCAGACGGGAGACAUGCUCCGAUAAAGGAUAAUGAAGUUGAUAAAUGGGGUGUUUGUUAUGAAUUAGGGUUUGGGCAUAAGAUUUGUUAUGUUAAUGCUGUGUGGCUAGUUUAUUUGUUUUGGGGGGUGUUUGUUGAAUUAGUGUAUGUAUAUUUAGUAUGAAAUAGGACAUGUACAUAAAUUUGGUUCUAAAUUAAUAAAAGAGAAUGUUACAAGUACUCAAGA
Molecule: messenger RNA, 2219 nt
Organism: Impatiens glandulifera
Lineage: Eukaryota; Viridiplantae; Streptophyta; Magnoliopsida; Ericales; Balsaminaceae
Product: probable receptor-like protein kinase At1g11050
Exons: 2
Coding region: 82-2019 (645 amino acids)
Biological process (GO): protein phosphorylation
Molecular function (GO): protein kinase activity; ATP binding
Source: RefSeq, a predicted model, not a curated record